UAUUGUCUGUUGGACGGUAACGCCGAGAAAAGGCUGUUGUUUGGCGCCUUUGCGGGGCCGGUUAGAUAUUAUAAAUUAUUAGGCAUUUAUUUAAAAGCGAACUAAAGUUCGCAAGCAAUAUAAAAUGGGCGACAAAGGCGAUGGAGAAACGUUUGAUGAUGCGGUUGAAGAGAGAGUUAUAAACGAAGAAUAUAAAAUAUGGAAGAAAAAUACACCUUUCUUAUACGACCUGGUGAUGACCCAUGCUCUAGAAUGGCCCUCGCUUACUGCUCAAUGGCUCCCAGACGUCACCAGGCCAGAAGGAAAAGAUUAUUCAGUACACAGAUUGAUUUUGGGCACACACACAUCAGAUGAGCAGAAUCAUCUGCUAAUUGCUAGCGUUCAGCUUCCAAAUGAAGAUGCACAAUUUGAUGCCAGUCAUUAUGAUAAUGAUAAAGGAGAAUUUGGUGGUUUCGGUUCUGUGUCUGGAAAAAUAGAUAUAGAGAUCAAAAUAAACCAUGAAGGUGAGGUGAACCGGGCCCGCUACAUGCCGCAGAACCCCUGCGUCAUUGCAACUAAGACACCUUCCUCUGAUGUCCUUGUGUUUGAUUACACAAAGCAUCCUUCAAAACCAGAACCUUCCGGAGAAUGUCAUCCAGACCUUAGAUUGCGAGGACACCAAAAAGAAGGCUAUGGACUAUCAUGGAACCCUAAUCUUAAUGGAUAUUUACUCUCUGCAAGUGAUGACCAUACUAUCUGUCUAUGGGACAUCAAUGCUACCCCGAAGGAGGGCCGUGUAAUUGAAGCGAAGUCAGUGUUCACGGGACACACGGCCGUGGUGGAGGAUGUGGCCUGGCAUCUCCUGCACGAGUCACUCUUUGGCUCAGUUGCUGAUGACCAGAAACUCAUGAUCUGGGAUACUAGAUGUAACAACACGUCGAAGCCGUCGCACACCGUGGACGCGCACACGGCGGAGGUGAACUGCCUCAGCUUCAACCCUUACUCGGAGUUCAUCCUGGCCACCGGCAGUGCUGACAAGACGGUGGCGCUGUGGGACCUGCGCAACCUGAAGCUGAAGCUGCACUCAUUCGAGUCGCACAAGGACGAGAUCUUCCAGGUGCAGUGGUCGCCGCACAACGAGACCAUCCUCGCCAGCAGCGGCACCGACAGGAGGUUGCACGUGUGGGACCUGUCGAAGAUCGGCGAGGAGCAGACGGCGGAGGACGCGGAGGACGGCCCUCCCGAGCUGCUCUUCAUCCACGGAGGACACACCGCCAAGAUCUCAGACUUCUCCUGGAACCCCAACGAGCCCUGGGUCAUCUGCUCCGUCUCCGAAGACAAUAUUAUGCAGGUAUGGCAGAUGGCGGAGAAUAUUUACAACGACGAGGAGCCGGAGACGCCCGCCUCCGAGCUGGAGUCCGGCGUCAACGUCAACCAUGGCUGAGCAUCCCCGCACCGUCACACCCUCACCCUCACACACCCUCACAACAUACCACAGACCAGACCAGAGACAAGUCUAGACAUGCCUCAAACACUUAGGUCCUAAUUCGGUAUUACAUGAUUUUUUGUUUGUUUUGUAGCAGAAGUAAUUCUUAUUUCAUCUCUCAGAGUUGUUAAUUAGUGAAUUAGAGACGGUAAAUAUGUCUUAUAUUCACGCAAAAUACAUGAUUUGCGGAACCCAUUGUCAUAAUAUUAAUUCUUAUUAAAAUACCACUAAGGUGUAACGACUCUGAGUGUAGCAGUCAUUUUGUAAUGAUUCAUUAUAUUUAUCUUCUUGUUUAACUACUUUACUGUUUCUUAAGCAUAUGAAUAAUUUGAUAUCUUUAGCUAAAUAAAUACUUUUAGGUAAUUGUUAAGUAAAUAAUUAGUAAUUAUCACAUUCGGAAUUACUGGAGGUGUAUUUUCGAUCUCAUUUCAUAAAUGUUGAUUCAUAGAUUAUAAAUACUACCAUAUUUCACUGUAAUUUUUAUGUUUCCUUACUAACAUCUAUUUCUAUCAGAAUAUCUAUUCCAGGACUAUAAAAAACUUCACAUAUUGCGGAAAAAUUACUCGAAAAACGACAUGUUUUCACCAAAAAUAAAAAUUGUACAAAGCAUGCUUUCCCCUUCAUAUGUAAUACCGCAUUUGAACCUAAUGUUCAGGAGCAAUGUGGUCGGUCGUAUUCUAUCGUUUAUGUUAAAAACACGCAUUUUAUUUAUGUAAAACAUUAUUUUUUGUUUAAGAACCAUAAAACAAGGUUCCACAACGUUCGUGUGAGUUAAUUCCGUGUUAAUUUAUUUCUUAUACGUUCCCGUCGUUUAUGAUGCGACUGAAUAUCUUUUUAUUGUAAUAUUUCAAUAAUGGUAUGUAUUUUUAAGCUCU
Papilio polytes (common Mormon) is the source of this 2340-nucleotide messenger RNA. It is a transcript of the gene Caf1-55, whose product is annotated as probable histone-binding protein Caf1. NCBI's taxonomy places the organism in Eukaryota, Metazoa, Arthropoda, Insecta, Lepidoptera, Papilionidae. Gene Ontology annotation, molecular function: histone binding. Bases 125 to 1423 code for a protein of 432 amino acids. Gene Ontology annotation, biological process: regulation of gene expression. Gene Ontology annotation, cellular component: nucleus; NuRD complex; ESC/E(Z) complex. The transcript has 10 exons. The record is from RefSeq and is a predicted model, not a curated record.